Messenger RNA from Porites evermanni, 8790 nucleotides. The record is from the annotation of a GenBank genome assembly. NCBI's taxonomy places the organism in Eukaryota, Metazoa, Cnidaria, Anthozoa, Scleractinia, Poritidae.
AUGGCUAUCACGGUGAUUUUUCACCCCCAUUUCGCGGGGACAUUUAUUACUCACGCUGAGAGGCAUUUUACCCACAUUUUCACUAAUUAUUUGGCUAAAACGCAAGACACUCAAAGGGAUAUCGAUAUAUAUAAGUAUGCCUAGUGCAAUGGAGAUUUAUAUUGAUCGACUUUUCGACCAGCAUAAAAAUGCUAUAAAAAUGCUCGAAAAAAAUUAAAUUAAUGUAUACAAAAAAUGAGCCUGGGGCUAAGCAAGUAAAUGAGCCCAAGGCUAAGCCAUACUAUACCGAAUUUGUGUUUAUAGAUGACGAAAUAUUUGAUGACGAAUUAUUUGAAGAGCUACUAGACCCAGAUUAUAAAUUAUAUGAUGAGAUCCAAUAUAUCUGUAAACCUGAAGAAGGCUGGUAUGGCCAGCCGAAAUAUUGUUAUAAAAAACAAUACACGAUGUUUUAAAUCCGCUUUGCAGUAGUCUUUGGACUUCUCGUUCUUGGUUCUUUAUAUUUUGGCUGAUUAGAUCUCUUUUCUAGAGAUUCAACGUUUACAACUAGCAGGAUCUUCGUCCACUGUUUUUGCAGUUAAUUUAAUCCAGAAAAUAAUGAAUUAAAUGAGCCUGAGGCUGAGCCAGAAUAUGAUUAUCGAAAAUAUCGAAUAUAUGAACACCCUAAAUUUGCUAAAUAUUAUGACGAAGCAUUUAAUCACGACCGUAUAUUAAAAGAUGCCAAUUGCGGAAAAUAUUUAGUAAUACCAGUAAUUAAUAAGUAACAAAAAUUCAACAAAAAUGACACUCAUGACUGAAGGCAAGGAAUAUGAUUAUCAUAAAUUUUUUAAAGAGUGCCAUGGCAUAAAGCCAUUAACAAAAGAACAACAUGAAUAUUUUGAUAGAAAACGCGAGGCACGUAGAUUAGAAGAAAAAAUGAAACGAAAAAAAAGACGAAAUAAAAAGUAAAAAAAAAAGUAGUUAGUAAAUGAGCUCAAUAUAGAUUGGUAGUUAGUAUAGUAAUCCGGAUUUUAGUUAGUUUUUUAUUUAGUUAGUUGGUUGGCCAACUUAGCUAAUAAUUCAUGGGGUAAUUUUAUGCUAACAGGGGGUAUAUUAUCUUGUUUAGGCUUAGCCUGUCUUUUGGUACCAGUUUUAUUCAAUAAAUGGGGAAACAAAAACCGGUAAAUAAUUAUAAGAUCUAUGACUUGGUUAAGUCUCAUGCGCGUAACAGCAAAGGUCAGGUGUUUCAUUUUUAUUACCUCCUUUUUUAGUUCUUGUCAUGUGAACGUAUUUAAAUUUUUGUUACGUAAUUUUACAAUAUCGAGAUCUAUAAAUAUAUAAAUACGGUAGAUAAAAUAAUUAAACAUUGUAUUAGGUUCCGGUUACCAAGAUCCUAAUACAAGUACCAAAAUAUGAUACAUGUAAUGCAUGGCAUACAUGGAUAUAUAUAAAUAGGUUCUCCAGUUCGGUGGAUAACUUUAUAAUGUGUUUUUCGUGUUUCCUUAGUAAGGAACAGUUUUCCACAGUAUUUACAUGGUACUCUCAUGCCCCGCAUAUAUUCAUGUAUAGCUUUGCAUAUUUUGUCAUAAUUAUUUGACGGGAUAAAUGUAUAGCCAUUAUCAACAUAUCGUUUUUUCAUCUCCUAUUGUGCAUCUUAAACUCGGUAUAUAUUGGUGGGAGAUUUGAAUUCAAUGCCAAGGCCUUCAAAAUCUUUGUGAUAAUUGAGUACCAUCAGAUCAGGCUGUCCUCUCACAUAUCCCUUUUUUAUAUGAGUCGAGUCUCUUAUCCUCAUUAUCCUGAUUCUCCCCGAGACCGGCUACUAAGAUUGAAUCUGGGUAAAAUUUUCUUAUGAGAUCCACAACUUUGUAGUGUAAAUUAGUCUCAUUGCAAAUCAUAAUCAUGUGGUUAUUUGGAUUGUCAAACAGUUUGUACUGGCCAUAUUUUCUUAUGUAUGGGAGUACAUGAGAGAAUACCCAAUCGCAGAAUUUUUUCGCAGCUGGUAAUUUUGAUUCGAAGAAGUAAGUUCAUAAAAACCAGCUUCAUCAAUAAAAUAGGUCUGCGACCAACCAGGUGAAACGCCCGGUUGCCCUGAGAGAUGUUUUAUCUUGCGUUCUUCUGAAACAUGCUUUCUAAUGACAUCACGUGUGUCAGCAUAUCCGAGGAUUUUGGCAACACUAGGUUGAGUAUAGUGCUAUGCCAUUCUUUUCCAACAGUUCCUUCAAAUUUUCGUUAUAAUAUUCUUUCCCUUUAUCAGUCCAAUGAUAUUGUGGCUUACGCCCCUCUUUGAAGAUGGUUUUUGAAUGCUUCUGUGACAGUUUCUCCUUUUUUAUCCAUCAAUGGAACAAUCCAGCCAUGUUUGGAGAACAGAUCUAACACCAUGAGAAGAUAUCUAUGACCUUUGUUCCACUUGCUGAACUGUUACAUUUCAACCAGAUCUGAUCACCAAAUUUUGUCGAUACCGUUUACAACAACCAACGCGCCGCCGAGUAAAGUUACGCUUUAUGGGUUUAUGUAGUUCAUCUGCUAAUUGCUGUUGCCAACUUAUUUCUUUACUCAACGGCUAUUUUAGUUUAAACCGAGCCCGGGUUUCUGUGUUUUGUUAAUUAUAUUUCUGGCUACCCAAUGGCCUCAUUGCCUUUUAUUGUAAGGUAUGGUGUCAAGUGAUUUUACCCUUUUACGGUCAGCCUUAUGUUUGCACUUUUUAUUAUCACCACAGACAUGCUGCAUGGCCACCGCAUCUGUUUUUCCUGUUGGUGGAUCAUAUAUUUCUAAUAUUUUACCAGUAUCUUUAUCGUACCAUACUUGAUUUUCCAAAUCGUUCUACGGUCCUGUAUACCGAUGCCCUGGUAAUGUCCAUCCAGCCUUUGGUUUUGGUAAUUUGCCAAUUUGCUUAUGAAGGUCUAUUCCACUUCCAAAUCCUGAAAAUGCAAAUGAUGGUUUUCUAACCCAACCCAUUUUUUAGCAUAACUUGUAUAAGACCCCUUGUAACCAUUAGCUUUAGCUUUCUUGUAUUACUCUUUGUGGUAUUUAACUUGUUCCUUCAUAUUAGCAAUUUCUUGUUUGUUUAGUGUUUUGAAUAUUAAUCAGGGUCUUUUAACAAUUCUAUUACUUUUUUAUAAUAAACACGAUGCGGGAACCCAAAUACACCUGAUGUUCAAGACGUUAUUCCUUAAUAGCUAUAGGUCAUCGGAACCGAUUUUGGUGACCCGUACUUUGACUGGCAAACAACAAAUUUUUUUGCCUUUUUUUAGCGCAAAUGAAGUCGAAGUUUUCUUUGUGGAUGAUGGAUAACUUUCUGAGGGUGAUUGAUGCGGAGGUUUUAUUCAGACGAUAAAAAUGAUCGUAAACGUUUUACGACUCAGUCAGUUUUCAAUGCUAGAAGUAUCUUUACCGUGAAACCCGGUUCAAGUGUCUUCUUCCUCUUAGGCAAUUUUGUCGGCGUGUUACCUCAAAAAUGAAAGUACUCAAAACCAAGAGCAAAGUAAUCCAAAGCUAUUUCCCCAACCGGAGAUUUUAAUUUGGGAAAAGGUCUAGUGAAACCCUACAAUAGGGAGUUCAGCGUUGGUAUCAGGUCCACGGUCUGGGAUCGAUCGGAAAGAAGGUAACUUGCUCGGUACAGAGGAUAUUGUGAAAGAGUCCAGUGUUUCGUUUACGUUUUCGUCCUUAGAUAGGGAAGACCACAACAAUUCAAACGCUUUGUUUUCAGACGUCAAUUUUCAGUCCGAAAUUCUGUUUUUCAUUUAGAUGAGGAGUACGUUGUUCACAGUGUAUCCCCAAACUUCUAAACCUUUUUAUAUUGCUAAACGGGCACGUUCAGUGUAAGGAUCGAUCGCACAGAUUAGAAACGUCGAACAAAUUCAGAAACAAGUCAUAUUGGCUGGCGAUGGUGGGAGGGUAGGGGUGAUAGGAAUAGGGUGACGCAAGAGAGUCUCCUUCCUAGUUUUUCUUAGCAUAUAAUCAAAUCAAAGUAGUUUCACUAUUCAGCUGAUUUUAAAUACCAGCCGGCGAAACCAGUCGUUUCUCAUCGCUCCUCGCCGCUAGGGACUUUUCAAAAUCUCUCUGGGGGCCUGUUUUCGCAGGCUACUGAUUUAUUUUCCGGGAAUCACCAAUCGCACUGUGGCAUACGGCCUUAUUAAAUUCCAUAGUCUGCUGUUUUGGUGGCCGCUGAGGCUGCUCCAAUGUUAGUUUUCUCUUAACUAAAACUCUUCAUGGUAAGAUUAGCGCAUAAAAAAUCGUAGAGUGCAGUUUGCUGUUAAAUUUGCCUAUUUAAAGAUCAAAAUAACAACGUUACCCCUUUUUUUCAUUUGAAAGGCUUUCUGGAAAAAUAUGUUGCCUAUAAGCAGGCUCCCAGGGAAGAUGGAAAAAUCCAACAGAGAGAUUAAGAUUCACGUUUACCGCAAACGGCAAACGUCAAACUCAAGUUGAGAAUUUCUCAGAAUAGAAAAUAAGCUGAUAAAAACAGUCCCGAGCGAUUCCUAUGGUUAAAACUGGCAUAUGACUACUUUCUUUUGUGUAGAAGCAAUAAAGAGUGAACGGAAAAUAAGGGAAAACUUGGUCACGUGGUACAAAUUGACGUCUGCCGUUUGGCGUAAACGUGAAUCACCUUAAUCUCUCUAAUGUGCUGGCCUAGCUUUAUAGGGACGCUACAAGGCUAAACCUGUACUCGCCAGGGCUAUGAUAGUUUUCAGUAAACAGGGGUAUACUGAUGAAAAUAUAGCGAAAUAUUUUCUCUUUAGUUUUCACUUUUCUGUGAUAAAAAGCAACUUAUAUGGUACUGUACCUGCGAUUUAUUUUUUUAUCUAUUCUAUUUAAUCCUGCAUAUUAAAGAAAGGGCACGGAUAGAAAACAAGUAUUAUAUGGAUUUUAUUGACCACCUCACCUCUCUACAACUGACCCACACAGUCGGAGGUAGGGAAAAAGACAGCAAAUGAAAUAAAACUUUGACAAAACUUUAACAAUGCAAUUCACUCCAAUUUUUUCGAAUAGUGAAUAAUAUCAUUACUCCUCGUUGUACUUGUAGUCGGAAACUGAUUUUUUUAAAAAAGAACUUAUAAAGAUCGAGCGAACCAAGUCCUCAUUGGACUUGGUUGUCAUAGAGAUGGAUUUAACCUCUCUCUCCCAGGAUCAUUCUUUUUAUCGUUACAGUGGAUAUAAUAUUUUUAACAAGCACUGAAAGUCCACAAGAGGAUCGUGGUAAAAUAGGGACAAACGGAAAAGCUCUUUACCACUUGUCCUUAUAUUACUCCUAACAUAUUGCUGAAGCAUUUUGAUUCCCUUCUUCUGAUGACAUAUAAAACUAUAGAGAAACUGUCCAGUGGCCACUUUUGUACCUCUUUGCACGGAUGGUAGAUUAUGUUGUCCAUUUUGCGGAGCGAUUUUCGAGGACUUACAUAUCACCGAGAAGUCAGGCCGUGUACCGCUGUAACAACUUCUUUUAGACCUUUUAUGGUGUUCUUUAUGGUUUAACGUGUUACAAAAGCAAUACAACCACUUCCGUUCUCUGUGCAUAUAAUAAAAAUUAGCAAUGUAUAAGAGACGCAAAAGAGUCUCCUUCCUAUAAAUUUCUUUACCCCGUGAAGACUUGUCUCAAAUUACAAUACAGUACUUUACUUUACUUUAAGGUUUCCUCCCUGUUUUUUAUUUUUAUUUUUCAAAAAAAACAAUUUCACUACAAGUACAACGAGGAAUUAUGAUAUCAUUCGCUAUUCGAUAAAAUCAGAGUGAAUUAAAUUGUUGAAGUUUUAACUUAAAUUUACAUUGUAAUUUGCUGCUGCAUUUCUUUUUCUGCCUUUGAUUGUGGAGAUAAGCGGGAUGCUCAAUAAAAUUCUUAUAAUACUUGGUUCCCAUGCGUUCCCUUUUCUUAAUCAAAAAUAAUAAAGAAAAUAAAAGGCAGGCACAGCACUCUAUAAGUUGCUUUUUAUUACCAAAAAGUGAGGAUCAAAAAAAUCAUUUCAUUUGCAUCAGUAUUCUGAGGCUUUUCCCGAAACUGGCGUGUGUAGGUACAGCAUUGCAUAUCAUCCAUGUGAGGGUAGUGCUGCAAUGCAUUUUUCCAACCUCCCGCGACCCUAGCCUGUUCACAGGCAGGUCAGUUUUCUAGCGCUAGCCUUUCAACUAAAAAGGGGGUGCGUUGUUAUCUCGUUUCAAAAGAAGCAAAUUUAACAGCAAACUUCUCUCUACGAUUUUGAGCCAAGUCUUUUAUGUGCAAAUCUUAUCGUUACAGUGGACAUGAUAAUACCGUUGACUAGAAAUCUUGUACUAAACUCAGGAGAAAUGUACGUAAUCAGAAAUAACAUCGCCCCCUUGGGAUAUUGAAGGGAGAGAUUGUUUAAGGCACUGAAAGUCUGCAAGGAGAUUGUGGCAAAAUACGGGCAAGCGGGAGAACUCCUUAACACUUGCUUUUUAUUUUGAAUAAUAUUUAUUCAGGGGUGCCCAGUUCAGCGAGGCUGGUUUGAAUGGGGCCCUGAUGAAAAGAAAAAAAAACCAACACAAAAAACAAUAAGAGAUAAAAAAAAUUGGAACAACUAAGUAUAGUGAAAGUAUUGGAGGCUCAAUUUGGCUUGGAUCUAAAGUACCCUUUUAGGCCAAACUCAAACUUAUUUAAAUCAUGCUCGCUCAUCAGGGCCAGAGGAAGCGUGUUCCAGAUCUUGGCUCUGCUGAACCUGAAGGAGCCCUAGUACAGCUGUACUUAGUUUAUAGUUGACAUGUUCCACAAGCAUUUAGAUUCCCCGGCUUCUUCUGAUCGCAUAGAGGAGGAGAAACUGUUCGGUGGCGCUGGCAUGGCGCUGGCUACUUUCCACAAACUAUUUAAGAAAGCUGCAGAACAAGCUCCACGGCCUUCUCCCUGCUCUUAAUACCCGUAGUUCGAACCUAAGAAACGCAUGGAAAUUUAGGCCCGUAAUAACGUCCAACGCCCUCAAAGCUUAAACUGUGUUCCCGGUCUAUAGUUUUAGAAGUUUCGAUUGCUUUUCAUCAUAUCGAUUUUUUAUUUUUUAACAAAUCACAAUUUUACUGUAGUGUAUUCAUGUAUUGUUUCAAUUAUUCGUUUCUUUCAUUUGUCGUCAUAAAUUAGCUUAUUAGUCGUAGUAUUUUAAAUAAUGAUAAUUAUUUGUAAAUAAUCGCCUAAUUCAACCUCUGUGUUGUGAUGUGAUCAUAAAUAAACUAUCUUGUACCUCUUUGCAAGGCGGGGUAGAUUUGGUCAUUCAUCAUGAUGCCAUAGUGUUGCCCAUUUUGCGGAGCGAUUUUCGAGGGCUUUACAAAUCGCCGAGAAGUCAGGCCGUAAGCCGCUGCAGCCACCGCUUUUAGAUACUUUAUGGGUUUGUAAUGGUUACCACUGUUACUGUCCUGCUCAUGUAUCCAGACUGCCUUAUGAAUUUAUGCUAUCUGAAGGGUUCGUGACCUCUUGAUAUUGCGUGAUAUUGUGCGACAGAUCGCGUGACGUUUUUAUAUUGCGCGUGUGCGGGUAUCAUUUGUUGCCGGACUCAAAGCGCGUUCAAAGGUGUAAAGGUUUUAAAAAAGGCGAGAUAUUUUGACGUCUUACCACAGGCCGACUAAACGAAUAUGUCUACCGAAACAAACUGGCAAACAGCAAGACCCACUAUCAGAGAAAGAGCCAAGUUCAUGCUCAACAACGAUCGAUUGAGCGAUGUCAGGUUUGUUGCUGCAAACAGAGAUGGCAAAAGCGAAAGUAAGCAAGUGAUUCGAGCUCACAAAUUUAUACUGGCGAUUGGCAGUCCUGUGUUUGAAGCCAUGUUUUACGGUGACCUGGCGGAGACUAAAGAAACUAUUGAACUGCCUGACUGUGAUUACGAGAGUCUGUUGGAGUUGUUUCGUUACAUUUACAGCGAUGAAGUGAAUUUGAGCGGAAGUAAUGUGAUGGGGGUGUUGUACUUGGCCAAGAAAUACAUUGUGCCUUCACUCACUGAUAAAUGCACGGAGUAUCUGAAAGAGAAGUUGGAUCCUUCCAAUGUUUUCAGCAUUCUGCCAUGUUCACUGAAAUAUGAAGAAAAAGCCCUGGAAGAUCGAUGCUGGAAAGUGAUUGAGAAUCAGACCGAAGCGGCUGUGAAAUCGGAAGGAUUUGAGACAAUUGAGAGGUCUUUACUUGAAGCAAUAGUCGCAAGAGACACACUGACGAUUAAGGAAGUAGCCUUGUUUAAAGCUGUAGAUAGGUGGGCAACACAACAUUGCCAGAAGCAAAGUUUAGCAGUAGAAGGUAAAUUAAAAAGAAGAAUUCUGGGCGACGAAGUAAUAAAAGCAAUACGCUUUCCAGUGAUGACUGCAGAGGAGUUUGCUGAUGUUGUUCUUGAUACCAACAUUCUUCAUACCAAUGAAAUAACCUCCCUUUUUAAGUUUUUCAACUCAGCAUCGCCUUCUCCUGUGGAGUUUUCAACUACUCUGAGACGUGUACAAGGUACUGCCCUUCGCGAGAUUCACCGAUGUGGAAGGUUUCGAUCGGUGGAAGAGAAUACUUGGCUUUACUCUGGACACGACAAAGACCUUUUAGCGUUAGUUGUGGAUCGAGACAUCACUCUACAUGGAGUCUGUUUGUUUGGUAGUAAAAACAACAGCUACACAGUGACAUUGGAGGUGAAGGACACCACUAAAGGACCUAAAGACACAACUGUAGUGUCUAAAUCAGGAAAGUAUCUAUCAAAACUUUUGGGGGCCUAUUAUGGAUAUGAAGUUUUGUUCGACUCUGCCGUUUCUUUGAAAAUGAAUACCCGUUAUCGAAUUGAAGCGUUAAUAUGUGGCCCAGCAUCUGAAAAAGGACAUACUGGCAUUCAAACUGUGACAAAGUGUGGCGUUACAUUCACAUUU